AUGUCUAAGAUGAAGUUGUGGCUGGGCCUUCCCCUUCUUCUGGCUCUCAGCGCGGGUCGUCUGGAUGCUUGGUUCUGGAACAAUGACCCUGAUCCUACUACCCAAGCCCCAACGAAGGCUCCGCUGCUGGGCAAGGCAGGGGCAGGAGGACAGCCCAAGAGAGGUGAGGAGAACCUGGCAGGGGUUGGGGCAGAAAUCAUCAACGUGGCUGAUGGGAUCCGGUCAGGGCUUAGAGAAAGCGAAAGCUUGGUUAUCCCCACUAACCUAACAGGGGUGGUGGAGGAUGACCUCACAGGGGUUGAGGGGGUGAAACAGGGCGAACUAAAGACCAACCUAUCUGACAUCACCUCUCAUGACCACAAUGGAACCUGCCACCUCGUGCCCUCUGAUUGGCCGAUCUGCAUAUCCAGGGGGUCGAAGCAUUUCUCGCUGCCCAACUUCCUGAACCACACCUCUGUGGAGGAGGUGGGCAUAGUCCUGAGAGAGUGGGCAUGGCUGGCCAAGGCGGGGUGCCACCAUGGAGCCGAAUGGUUCCUCUGCCUCCUCCUGGUGCCCAGGUGCCCACUGCCUGGUCAGGUGCCCACCAAGGUUCCCCUUCUGCCCUGCUGCAGCUUCUGCCAUGUCCUGCAAGACAGCUGCUGGCCAGCCCUGGAUGAUGGGCAACUUCCUGUAGAGUGUAAUAUGCUGCCCGACAGGGAUCAGGAGGCGGGGUUGCGGUGUCCGUCGUGUGUGUCAGUUAGUAAUCGGAAAGGUAAAACCGCGGGUUAG
Coregonus clupeaformis (lake whitefish) is the source of this 768-nucleotide messenger RNA. Its product is annotated as frizzled-10-A-like. Bases 1 to 768 code for a protein of 255 amino acids. The record is from RefSeq and is a predicted model, not a curated record. Gene Ontology annotation, molecular function: Wnt-protein binding. Gene Ontology annotation, biological process: negative regulation of canonical Wnt signaling pathway; non-canonical Wnt signaling pathway; canonical Wnt signaling pathway. NCBI's taxonomy places the organism in Eukaryota, Metazoa, Chordata, Actinopteri, Salmoniformes, Salmonidae. The transcript is spliced from 2 exons.